This is a messenger RNA of Periconia digitata, 1853 nucleotides long. The record is from the annotation of a GenBank genome assembly. NCBI's taxonomy places the organism in Eukaryota, Fungi, Ascomycota, Dothideomycetes, Pleosporales, Periconiaceae.
CCUCUUUGCCACGUUUGUUUACGUUGGCUUGUCUGGGGGAAUUGCAUCUACACCAUCUGUCUAUCAUGAUCCGUAGCGAACCACCCACUACUUCAAAUAAGCCCCCUUGAAACCUCUCAACAUCUUCAUCUAUCUCAAAUAUAGUACAGCCUCGAUUAAGCGGUUGAUGUUGCUGUUGCGUAUGCCUCCGCGUGCGUUUGAAGGAUGAGUACAUAGUACCGCCCCCAACACAAGUAUAGCCGCCGCCGCAGAACUACGCCAUCGGGCGACUUGCAGGUGGCGUUUCAUAGAAACGAAAGUUCCUCGAAUCGCAGGUGAGAGAACUAGAGAUGAAGUGUUGGUUUGAGGUGGAGUGUUUUAUAUAGUGCUGGGUUGGGUGUUGGAUAGUGUGUUAGCAAGAACAUUCAAAUAUAUAAUGUUGUGCGCUUGCUUGACGUUGCGAGGUCUAGGAAGAAGACUCCUUGAAUCCCUCUGAAAAACUACUACUUCGAACAGGACCUUUGUUGACUGUAAGACUAUCGUUUUGUGGCUCCUAUCCGCUUCCUUAAACCCCGCUGUUAUCGACCCUCUUUUCCCCAGCCUGCAUUGUACCCCAUCACCAGACUGGGAAAGAAGGUAUUCAGCAUUCCAAACUUUCUCAUCUUCUCGAACAAGGAUAUUCUUACAGAUAGAAUGCUCGCAUACACCCCAAACUUUCCACUAUCAAUCAUCGCUACCAUCGCAUGUACAGGCGUCAGCGCAGCGUAUGGGUGGUUGCUCGUCCGGUACCGAGCGUGGCUGCUAUGGAGUGUACUCGCUGGAUCUUUGUUGGAAACGACAGGUUUCAUAGCCCGCACCAUCGCAGCGAGAAGCUCGAACGAUGGUGGAGCGGUUCAUCGGGUGCAGUUCAUUCUUCUCCUCAUAGCACCAACCCUCCUCUCAACAACCUUCCUGUCCAUGUACGCUAGAAUAGUUCUCUGCGUAUCCCCCGAACCCCAACGUACGUUCCGCAGCCGCGCACUCUGGCUUCCUCCGAAAUACACCGAAUCUUUUCUCGUGGCGUUCAACAUCCUUUCCCUAGCUGUUCAGACCAUUGGCGCCGUCGUCUUCGCUGGCGCGGGCCCAACCGAGAAGCAGAGAAAUGAGAACGGGCGUGGCAUCAUACAAGGGGGUUUAGUGAUCCAAAUUCUCUGUUUCGCUUUGUUUGCGGUUUUUUGGGUGAGAUUCAUGGUUGUUGCGAAGAGGUGGAAAGGGGAUGUUGGGAGUAGGGCUGAAGGGAGGUGGAGACAGCUUUGUGCCGUCGUGUUUGGGGGGUUGGUGAUUGUGCAGAUUCGGACAAUCUUCCGCCUUUUCGAGUUCGAUGAUUCGCGUAAUUAUGUUUCUUCUCAUGAAUGGGUGUUUUGGGUUUUCGAUGCGCUACCUGUUUUAGUUGCUUGCGUAGGGCUUUUCGUUUUCCACCCGGCUCGUUACCUUCCUAUUGAAUUUCUGAAGAUCUGGGUGCGCAGCAAUUCAUUGAGCGAUGCUGAGAGAGAGGCAAGUGGUAUUAUUCUUUGAGGAAUAUAUGGUGAUAGAGCGCUUCUUCCUAUCUGAUGAAUGGAGGUUUCAAUUAAGUUAUUUCUGUUGGAGUAACGCGGAGAAGCAAUUGGUGUGGAACGGAGAUGUGCUGUGGCUGAGUAUCUGUAUAGAUAUAGUUAGUAACGGAGUGCGUUGCUUCUAAUACGAUUGUCUCAACCAUUUCCAUUAUCUGUGCCUACAGGACCCAUGGUGUCGGUUAACCUCUGAAUUCCUGUACGCGACGGGGCGUAUAUCUAAAGGAUUCCCAGUCUUUCCGAUCCCUCAAGAGUUCUGGAUCCUCGUCACCAGCGAUUGCAGUC